Messenger RNA from Phycomyces blakesleeanus NRRL 1555(-), 2451 nucleotides. RefSeq lists its product as hypothetical. The coding region runs from base 1 to 2451 and encodes 816 amino acids. The transcript has 8 exons. The record is from RefSeq and is a predicted model, not a curated record. Lineage: Eukaryota; Fungi; Mucoromycota; Mucoromycetes; Mucorales; Phycomycetaceae.
AUGCCGUCAAUUAAAAAAACUCUCCCUCAUAAAUGCGGUUCUUGCAAAAAAACCUAUAGUAAUAUGAAAAUGGCUGAGAAGUGCUUAACCUUGUGCCUGAAAAAUCAGUUGGAAAAUAUGAGAAAUGCACACUUGUCUGCAACUCCUUUGCUUUCGAUGCCUAGCCAGUCUGUUUCAGCUGCGAUUCCAGACUUGAUGCUUAAAGAAAAUACAAGCACAAUUAGUCAUGAAAGCACUGAUGGUAAUAACAGCACUGACCUCGAUGAUCCCAUGCGUGAUAUCGACUGUGAGAGUGAAAUUGAAAGUAGCACCUCUUCCUUGAUUUUCGAUUUUAGCCAGCCUUCUCCUGUCCCGAGCAACAAUGAUGCAAAGAACCUGGAGUUCAUAAAAGUCAUCAAUGACUUUGACAUUUCCCAUCAAGCUCAUGAGAACCUUGCUGCGCAUCUCAACAGCAUUCUGGGGAUAUGUAUGAUGUUUAAUGAUGCAGAGGAGGUUGCUUGCAAGCAUUGUGGUGAAGCUCGCUACAAAAGCAACAAAACUGAUAAGGACGGUAUACCCAUUGUCAAGAAAACCAUGGUUCAGAUCCCUUUGGCCAGGCAAAUUGUCCUUUCUUUGGCCAACAAUGGUACCAGACAUGAGAUGCUAUACCGUCACAAUCACGAGCAAAAGGCAGAUGGCAGCAAGGCAGACAUCUUUGAUGGGCAUGCAUACCAAUCAAUCAAACACCUUUUCUCUGGUGAAAACGAUGCUGCAAUUUCUUUGUCUGUUGAUAGCUUUGCACCUCAUAACAUUCCCGGUCCUUCUGCACCACUUGACUUCUGGUCAUUUUUGAAGCCAAUCUUGGCAGACCUCAAGGUACUCCAAGAGGAAGGAAUGGUUGUUGUAACCCCAACUCUCACCAUCCGUGCAAAGGUCCAUGUCCUUGUUGUAACUAGUGAUAUUCUGGAAGUGGCGAAGCUGGCAUAUCACACUGAUACUACUAUGUGCACUUUGGAAAGUUUCCAAAACUUUGAUCCAGCAAGUUUGCCCAGCAAGGGUCUUGUAGGACAAUCUUCUUUUUCUUCACUGGCAUCAUUCACAGGCCCGCUCUUUCUUACCCUUGACAAGAUGCAUGGCCUUUGCCAUGGAAUAGACAAACAGGUCUGGGGGCUUAUUGAUGGAAAAUAUGAGAUUAAACACUCUCUGUUUCUUCCUGCCAAUGUACUCAAGGAAAUCGGCGUGGCAAUGGCAGCAACAAGAAAAACAAUUCUGACAGCAUUUCAUGGCUCUUGGAGAAACAUAUCCAAGUACAGUAGAUACUUCAAGGCUGUAGACUGGGCCGAUUUCCUCCUCUUCAUUGUCCCUACACUGGUGGCCAAGCGUGUAAGAGAUACAACUGCCAGGAAAGCAUUGCUUGGACUUGUGCAAGCUUGCAACUUACUCAUGAGCUGGGAGUUAUCAGCAGAGAAACAAACCUCUAUAAAAAGAAAAUUACAAUUAUGGAACAUGUAUCUCGAAGACCUUUAUUGGAAUGAUAAAAUAGAAAUAAUGGUGUUUACCAUCAACCAGCACCUUCUACAACAUUACCCCGUUAUGAUCAGUGCCUUUGGUCCUCCUUGUGCAUACAGCACAAGAUCAAUGGAGCGUGCUAUUGGCAAGUAUUCUCGUGCCAUCAAAAGCAAUUCGGCAAUUGGUGUGAAUGCUGGAAACAUAAUGGUUAGACUGGCUCAUACACGGCGAUUGUUGACUGAUUCCAAUGGAGGCAAAUGGAGAGAUGUUGUAUUACAGUACGAAGAUAUGUCUGCUGGUUGGCCAAUUACUAGUGAGGGCGAGCAUGCUGGUGCAGAUUCCAAUAUUGAGUUCUGGAGACCUUUAGGAUAUAAAACAAUUGAUGAUAGUUUCAAAGACAUUUCUUGUCUUCUGAUUCUUAUUCAAGACUUUUAUAGAUCAAAGGGGGUUGAAUGCGGAAUGAUUGAACCAGCUAUAAUAACUAGUCGCAAAGCUUUUAUUAAUGGCUGUGUGAUUGACUUCUCAUUUGCCCAAAAUACAUUAAGAGAGGUGCAUCAUGUUUGUCUUCAGGUGCAAGUCGAUCUGUUCACAAAUGUACGUUGCCAAUACAUUCCCAUUGCAAAGGACUUCUUUGGAAAAGUAAUUCUUUUCUUUGAACAUGAGAAUUCUGGUAAAAGGUGGCCUCUUGUUUUGGUGCUGAUAUAUAGUACUGUAUUAUACAAUGGCAUUCCGGUGGUGGUAAAUGGCCAGCUCAAACCAAAGGUAGUCCACCUAGCAGACGUCAAGGAGUUGGUUGUGUUGUGGGGAGAAAAUAAAGCAAAAUAUAAUAUAGACGAAAGAAUUCGUGAGAACUUGUGUAGGUUGUUUAUUUCAAAAGAAAAUGUGUGCUUAAGUAAUCUUUAUCACGAUGAGUCAUCUUCCAGGAGUAUUGUUCUUCUGGAAAGAUCCGGAAAGACCAAUUGA